Neltuma alba is the source of this 1719-nucleotide messenger RNA. RefSeq lists its product as uncharacterized. Gene Ontology annotation, biological process: positive regulation of growth. NCBI's taxonomy places the organism in Eukaryota, Viridiplantae, Streptophyta, Magnoliopsida, Fabales, Fabaceae. The transcript has 2 exons. The record is from RefSeq and is a predicted model, not a curated record. The coding region runs from base 142 to 1074 and encodes 310 amino acids.
AGAAACUUGAAUUCCGACUAUAUCUACCAUAGCCAAUCUGUUUCUGCAUUGUUGCAGCAACCUUCAGUCCACCCGUCUGAGAAUAGUCUUCCCAGAUUUGCGUCAGGACCCCUUGUGGGUAUUACUGCUAAAUCAGGUCCAAUGUCAAAAACAAAUAAAACCAGCAUUUUUCAUUCAGGUCCUCUUGGUGACUCAUCCACAAAAUCGGGCCCAAUUUCAGGAAAUAAUAGAAGUGUCAAUUUUUAUUCUGGUCCCUUGGGGACGAAUUUGCAGAGAUCUGCCCCAGUCAAUCAAAAAAAUAAAAUUGGCAAGAUUUGGAAGUUUCCCGGCUACGCCAAAAAAACUCAUACAAGAGCCAGUCGGUUAACUCAAGUGGGGCCUUUCAAAGGCUGUAUAAUGGCUGCAGACAGUUCCUCUGUCAGCGAGUGCUACUUAAGCUCCAGUGAUGUUCAAAUGGGGACGCAGAAUGUCUAUGAUGCUAAUCCAAGCCUAGCUGGUCGUGGAAAAGCAGUUCAUUAUGAUCAAUCAGUCUUGAGUUCUAAGGGCAAGCUGUUAAAUCCUCCGCUUGAUACACUUGGUGCUGCUGCUUUGGCACUACACUAUGCAAAUGUUAUCAUUGUCAUUGAGAAGUUGGCAGCUACUCCGCACUUGAUUGGCCCUGAUGCAAGAGAAGACCUGUACAAUAUGUUACCGACAACUGUGAGAACUGCCCUUAGGGAUAAGCUAAAGCCAUAUGCGAAGACCAUGGCGUCAUCAGUCUAUGAUACGGCUCUAGCAGAAGAAUGGACUGAAGCUAUGUCAAGAAUAUUGGAAUGGUUGGCUCCACUUGCUCAUAACAUGAUUAGAUGGCAGUCUGAGAGAAGUUUUGAGCAGCAGAGCUUUGUUUCUCGGACAAAUGUGCUGCUGGUACAAACGCUUUACUUCGCAAAUCAAGAAAAGACUGAAGCAACAAUAACUGAGCUUCUUGUUGGACUGAAUUAUGUCUGGAGAUAUGGUCAGGAACUUAACACAAAAGCUCUGGCGGAGUGUGCCAGUAGCAGAAUGUUCCGUGAGUAUCUUGAUCUGAAAGGGUAAGCAUUUACUUAGCUCGUUGCUGUCUCCAACAAAAUUCCGGUUCGAUGGGGAAACACGUUGGACAAACAUCAACAAUGUGGCUUCUUAAAUCUCAACACUCGCAGAUCAAAAGUUAAAAUGCUGGGUGAAGCUGAGAGUAAUGCCCCUACUAUAGAAAUUGUAGUAGCAGAAUGAAUUCCUGGUGAGAUGAGUUUCAUGGACAUUUGUCAUUCUUUUUCUUUGCCGAGUUCCUAGCUGCCAAAACUUGUAUAGCUGGUCUCAUCUUGCAAAGAGGAGUUGAUCUUUUGGUGGAUGUGUGAUAUAGGAGCAACCGAACAAGGAAGUAUCCAUAAAUUUCUCUUUGCUUGAAGCUUGAGAUAUUCAAAUUACCCCAGCCUUUCUGUUUCAGUGGUGAGUUGCUGCAUCAUGUUUAGGGCGUGUUUAUUUAGGAACAUCUGCAUAUUACCUAAUUGUAUAGCUAUCAUGGUUACUUUCUAUAUGAUCUUAUUGCUGGCCAAGCAUGGAAGCUUGACACGAUAUUUGUACCUAGUACAUUAUAUAAAACAUGGUGCUCUAUAAAUCUCACGUUUACUCCUAGUUUGUCACCAUCAUAAUCAUUGUUUGGAUAAUCUCAUCAAUCAAUGAACCAUGUUGUUCCCUGCUUUA